Molecule: messenger RNA, 1434 nt
Organism: Eremomyces bilateralis CBS 781.70
Lineage: Eukaryota; Fungi; Ascomycota; Dothideomycetes; Eremomycetales; Eremomycetaceae
Product: isovaleryl-CoA dehydrogenase
Exons: 4
Coding region: 127-1434 (435 amino acids)
Biological process (GO): L-leucine catabolic process
Molecular function (GO): flavin adenine dinucleotide binding; 3-methylbutanoyl-CoA dehydrogenase activity
Source: RefSeq, a predicted model, not a curated record
CAUGAAAGAUGCGGAUGCAGGAUAUGAUGGUAGAAACUUAUCUUUAAGAGCUAGGAACAGUUAUUCAACUUCAUCGCUUUUAGUCUACUUAGGCAACGAACGUUCUUUGGUGCCGUCGUAGCAGCAAUGGCAUCCCGCACCACCCCCAUACGCUUUGCAAACAGCAUCCGACUAGCCUGUCGUCCACGGCGAAGAAGGGCCGGCAUUUCGCUCCAAUUCGCACGAGCGGCGUCAACGAAACAUCCGAAAGGGUUCGUUCCGCCGUCCAAAGAAGAUCUCGAAGAACUACGGGAGAGAGUACAGGAGUUCACCCGACGAGAGAUCCCCGAAGAGGUCGCGACGAAGACCGAUCGCGAUAAUGAGUUCCCGGCAGAUAUGUGGAAGAAACUCGGGGAUGCGGGGCUCCUUGGGAUCACAGCGGACGAGGAAUACGGCGGGCUAGGGAUGGGAUAUCAGGCCCAUUGUGUGGUGAUGGAGGAGCUCAGUCGGGCAUCUGGCAGCAUUGGACUUUCAUACGCCGCGCAUUCCCAGCUAUGUGUGAACCAGCUCAUGCUGAACGGAACGCAGGAGCAGAAAGUAGAGUGGCUCCCUAGACUGUUGUCCGGGGAUGCAAUCGGCGCGUUGGCUAUGUCAGAGCAUUCGGCGGGCUCAGAUGUCGUGAGCAUGAAGAUGACGGCCAAGGAAGUCGACGGGGGCUAUCUUCUCAACGGCACCAAGAUGUGGAUCACCAACGGCCCCGACGCCGACCUCGUCAUCGUCUACGCCAAAACCAACCCCUCCGCCGCUAGCAAAGGCAUCACUGCCUUCCUCGUCCCCACCACCACCGCCGGCUUCUCCUGCGCCCGCAAGCUCGACAAGCUCGGCAUGCGCGGCAGCAACACCGGCGAGCUCCUCCUCACCGACGUCUUCGUCCCCGCAACCCACGUGCUCGGCCGCGUCGACGCCGGUGUGCGCGUCCUCAUGGAAGGCCUCGACCUCGAGCGCCUGGUCCUCUCGGCGGGCCCGCUGGGGAUCAUGCAGGCGUGUUUGGAUAAUGCGCUGCCGUACACGCAUCAGCGGAAGCAGUUCGGGGUGCCGAUCGCGACGAAUCAGCUGGUGCAGGGUAAGUUAGCGGAUAUGUACACGCGGUGGCGGGCGAGUAGCGCGUUUACGUAUGCGGUGGCGGAGGCGGUGGAUCGGACGGCUGGGAGCGAGACGGGGGCGGUGGUGAGGACGCAGGAUUGCGCGGGGGCGAUCCUGUAUGCGGCGGAGAGGGCGACGGAGUGUGCGUUGGAUGCGAUUCAGUUGAUGGGGGGGACCGGGUAUGUGAAUGAGGUGCCGGUGGGACGGUUGUUGAGGGAUGCAAAGUUGUAUGAGAUUGGGGCGGGGACGAGCGAGGUGCGGAGGAUCGUAAUUGGGAGGGCGUUUAAUAAGGAGUAUAGUGAGAGCAGAUAA